AUGACAGACGACCGAUCCAGAUCAAGGUCCAGAGGUCGAAUUGAACACGACACUGAACUAUGGUUCAACAUGCCCAGUCCUGAAAGACAACGUCAGACAGAGCAAUCCGCAUACCAGACGACAUCAAACCGUCUCAGUAUGGCAUUAAUGGCUUCGAAUCCCUCUCAGAUACAGCUCUCGAUUCCGACGAUAUCUACAAGCUCAGACCUCAAUAACUCACUACCACCGCCUCCGGCCGAAGCAAAGAGAGAACGUCGGAAGCCGGCUAUGUUAAGAUCGUUCCUUCGGGGUCGAUCCUCAAGCAACCAUCUUGAUCCCUCGCAUUUGCAGCCUGUGACGAACAGUCAUCAUCAACGGCAUUCGUCAGCAGGCGCUCACUUGAGUGUGGACGUACACGGUCACUAUCAACGAUAUUAUUCCCGCAGCAUGCCAAAUUCACCGAAUCAGCAAAGUUAUGAAUCCGCUCCUGUCUACCUACCGCCGCUUGCUCGAGUUCAAUCAGCGAAUCCAGCAUUUCCAGAUACAACCCAAUACCAACCAUACUUUGUUGCGGAAGACUAUCCACAGCAUAUGAGCUCGCUCAGCUCAAACCUCGAUCCCUCACCGACGCGAGCACGAACAUUUCCAGAGACUACAACGCCCAGUCCCACGGCCCGUGGUUGCGUAGUCAACAGGCCACGACCACACACUUGGCUAUCUCCAACCGAACCGUUUGCCGACCCUUCCCAGUUUCAUCUUUUUGUUGAAGCAACGACAGGUCUCCCAACCGAUACAGACUCGUGGUCUCCCAACGGUCCAAAUCGACUCCAAGGUUCCCUUUUCGCACGUAGGUCAAGCAACGGCUCGAUACCAGUGUCGCCUCAAUACAUUCCAGCACCAAUCCCCGAUCGAACUCAGCAGACUGCGAGCUGGCAGAGCUUCGAACCACCCUUUGCCUCCUCACGAUCUGUGUCUGCGCCGAUGGCGAGGAUGCUUCACCACAAUGCAUUUCAACCACCUCAUGCUGACCCCACACCAGACAUGAACGCAAUCGAUGCCGAACUGGAAAUGCUGGGUCUCGAUGGCGAUCAUUCACCCGAUACAGACGAGUUGCCGGACUAUGCACAGAGUCAAGCAGAGAUGAAUGCUCGGAAGAGGGACGAGGCAGCGGCGAGAGCGAGAGAUCUGGAGGCUAGAUGGCGUGGAGCCCGAGACAGGCGGAACUGA
Messenger RNA from Ascochyta rabiei, 1206 nucleotides. RefSeq lists its product as uncharacterized. Lineage: Eukaryota; Fungi; Ascomycota; Dothideomycetes; Pleosporales; Didymellaceae. The record is from RefSeq and is a predicted model, not a curated record. The coding region runs from base 1 to 1206 and encodes 401 amino acids. The transcript has a single exon.